Eimeria maxima is the source of this 1242-nucleotide messenger RNA. RefSeq lists its product as hypothetical. Lineage: Eukaryota; Apicomplexa; Conoidasida; Eucoccidiorida; Eimeriidae. The transcript is spliced from 5 exons. Bases 1 to 1242 code for a protein of 413 amino acids. The record is from RefSeq and is a predicted model, not a curated record.
AUGAGAAAGGGAAGAAGUGACGCGCCGCGGGUGUACACCCCACAGGAUCUGCAGCAGCAGCAGCAGCAGCAGCAGCAUCAACAUCAGCAGCAACAGCAGCACCAACAGCGUCAACAGCAGCGUCAGCAGCGUUUGCUGCGUCAACAGCAGCAGCAGCAGCAACAACGGGAAGAGCAAGAACAGCAGCAGCAGCAGCAGCAGCAGCAGGUGCAGCAUGCCCAGACAGCUCAUGUACCUGUUGUUGUAUUAGGAGCAACAUUAGGGGGAUUAGCUGCUGCAGUCGCGAUUAGAUCGCGUACAGGGAGAGCAGUCUGUGUCUUAGAUAUACAGCAGCAGCAGCAGCAGCAGGAGGAAGAAGAGCAGCAGCAGCAGCAGCAACAGCAGCAAGAAGAAGGUGAAUUAUGCCUUCUUUCUGCUAGGUGUAUGGAUGCCUUACGUGCAAUUAAUCAUGAUUUAUAUAGAUCUGUUAUUGCUGCUAGUAAGGAAGAGAAUAAUUAUAUUUCUUCUCGCUGCAGCAGCAGCAGCAGCAGCAAGAACAGCAGCAGCAGCAGCAGCAGCAGCAGCAGCAGCAGCGAGGUCCAAGUAUGCUUAUCUGCUGCUGCACUUAAGCAGCUACUAACAGAGCAACUAACAAGAAGCUCAGGGGGGGGAACUUCUUGUUUAUGGUUAUGUGGUCAGCUGCAGCAGGUAUGGUCAGCAGCAACAGCAGCAGCAGCAACAGCAGCAACAGCAGCAGCAGCAGCAGCAGCAGCAGCAGCAGAGGAGGAGGAAGAAGAAAAGAUUUACCUAAAAUUAGAGGGAGGAAUUAUUAUACAAACAAAUCUUCUUGUUGUUGCUUCUGAUCAAAUACCCAUCACACAUCUACUUGAUAUACAGGAGGAGAAUGGGUACGAGAAGUCUCCUCUUCCUUUUAUUUCUGCUGAAGAAAUUUCUCUGAUUAAUUUUAAUUAUAAAAAAUUCAACACCAUGAAUUCUAUGACUACUGCCUCCACAGUGACGGGUAGCGAUUCUCCUGGGACAGAAAUUUCUUCUAUUGUUGAAGGAAAGAGCGAAGCAGCAUCCGAAGAUUCUCUUACUACUCGCAGUACAACAUGUUUAUCAACAUUUAUAUCGGGUAUAAAAAAGAGGGGAGAAUUAAAUUAUAAUUCGUGGGUAUUCAUGAAAGGAAAAGUUGUACUCACUGCUGCUGCUGCCCAUCCUUGGGCUUCUGGAUUAUCUGAUGGUCUUGAAUUGGUAAAAUAA